Messenger RNA from Protopolystoma xenopodis, 324 nucleotides. The record is from the annotation of a GenBank genome assembly. Lineage: Eukaryota; Metazoa; Platyhelminthes; Monogenea; Polystomatidea; Polystomatidae.
GGCCCACUUAACCCUGCUCUUCCUCUAUAUCGCGUCAAAAUAUGUCCAGCCGUCUUUCGAGUUGCCAGGCUAAACAAGUGUGCUGACCAGCCAGUGGUUGGGGCAACUGCAAUCACAGAGGCUCCCAGCAGUGGAGUCAGAUUGGCAAACCAGGAAGCUGCAAGCCCUGCUUCUUGGCCUGGUGUUUUCUCUGGCGACGACAAAAACGCAUACUAUCCGGAGGGAGGAUCAGAAGAAGAUAUACUAGAGUGGCAUGGCCCCUUAGUGGAGGGCAUCGAUUUCUUAUUAAUAGGACACGCCAGAAGUCGAGUUGGGUUAUUGUAA